This is a messenger RNA of Clarias gariepinus (North African catfish), 955 nucleotides long. RefSeq names its product U2 small nuclear RNA auxiliary factor 1 (gene u2af1). The record is from RefSeq and is a predicted model, not a curated record. Lineage: Eukaryota; Metazoa; Chordata; Actinopteri; Siluriformes; Clariidae. The coding region runs from base 84 to 770 and encodes 228 amino acids. Gene Ontology annotation, molecular function: metal ion binding; pre-mRNA 3'-splice site binding. Gene Ontology annotation, cellular component: U2AF complex; spliceosomal complex. The transcript is spliced from 8 exons. Gene Ontology annotation, biological process: mRNA splicing, via spliceosome.
AAAUCUACACGAAUACUCCCAUCUGCGUGACGACAGGCGCGUAAUUUGAUGACGAAGAACACAAGUGACCCGACGACGGGAAGAUGGCGGAAUACCUAGCGUCCAUUUUUGGCACAGAGAAAGACAAAGUCAACUGCUCAUUCUACUUUAAGAUUGGAGCAUGUCGACAUGGAGAUCGAUGCUCCAGACUCCACAAUAAACCAACUUUUAGCCAGACCAUCUUGAUCCAAAACAUCUACCGUAACCCUCAGAACAGCGCUCAGACAGCUGAUGCCUCUCGCUGUGCUGUGAGCGAUGUGGAAAUGCAGGAACAUUAUGACGAGUUUUUCGAGGAAGUCUUCACAGAAAUGGAAGAGAAGUACGGCGAGGUGGAGGAGAUGAAUGUGUGUGAUAAUCUUGGCGAUCACCUCGUCGGCAACGUUUACGUGAAGUUCCGGCAUGAGGAAGAUGCCGAGAAAGCUGUGAUGGACCUGAAUAACCGCUGGUUCAACGGCCAGCCUAUCCAUGCCGAACUCUCCCCGGUGACUGACUUCAGAGAAGCCUGCUGCAGGCAGUAUGAAAUGGGGGAGUGCACUCGAGGCGGCUUCUGUAACUUCAUGCAUCUAAAGCCGAUCUCCCGUGAGUUGAGAAGGGAACUGUACGGACGCCGUAGAAAAAGGCACCGCUCUCGUUCUCGGUCUCGUGAACGGCGCUCUCGCUCGCGGGACCGUGGUCGUCGUGACCGGGAGAGGAGGAGAUCAAGGGAUCGCGAACGCUCCGGAAGGUUUUGAGUCAUGAUGUGAACCUGUUUUGGUUUUUACCCUUUGGUGUAGUGCGCUCCCCACCCCGAACGACCAACAUUGGACUUUAUGUGUACCUUACUUUUACCCCUUUUUUUCCCCCCUCUUUGUUUUUUUUAAGACCACAUGUGAAAUAUGAAAAGCUCAGUUUCUCAAUAAAAGUACAUUGUUAUUAA